UGCGCACGGGCGGAGGCGCGCUGAGGACUCGCUGGAGCCGGCAGGUGGAGGGAGGGGUGGUCCCGGGAGUCACUGCCAGGAGUCGGCGCGCCCCAGGUCCGGGGGCGCCCGCGUUCCCUGGGCCUCGGAGGCCUGGACGCGUUCGGAAGGUGGCUUUUUGCGGGGACGUGACCUGAGCUUCCCUCCUCGGCUGGGAGUGGAGGAGAAUGGGGAUCGCUGAGGCCUUUAAUUAAUUGGGCGCCUGUUGUUUGUCCGAGGUGCAGCCUGUUGAGUUUGCAAACGAGCGGCCCCACAUGGACACUUAACACGCGCUCACCACCUCCACUCCCAUUUCCCCCCCACCCCAUGUAGGAGAUGACACAUGGGGUCUCAGCACUCCUCCUCUGCCCUCACGUUUUGUCAACGAAAGAAGGAUGACAACCCGGAGGACUUGCUGGCUGGUAGAGAUCAGGAGGAAGCCAUCGCUCAGUUUCCCUAUGUGGAGUUCACUGGGAGAAAUAGCAUCACCUGUCACACCUGCCAGGGAGCAGGCUACAUCCCAGCAGAGCAAGUCAAUGAGCUGGUGGCUUUGAUCCCCCACAGUGACCAGAGGUUGCGUCCUCAGAGAACGAAACAGUAUGUCUUCCUGUCGGUCCUGCUGUGUCUCCUGGCAUCUGGCUUGGUGUUCUUCUUUCUGUUUCCGCACUCGGUCCUCGUGGAUGAUAAUGGCAUCAAAGUGGCGAAAGUCACGUUUAAUAAGCAGGACUCCCUUGUGGUCCUCGAUGUCAGGGCCACCCUGAAGAUCAGGAACUCCAACUUUUAUCCUGUGGCUGUGACCAACCUGUUCAGCCAGGUUCAGUACAUGAAGGCCGUGGUAGGCUCAUACACGACCAUGAACGUCUCGCUCAUUCCCCCUCGGAGUGAGCACCUGGUGAAUUUUACGGUGAAGGCUGAAGUAGGAGGACCGUCUUCCUAUGUGUACUUCUACUGCACACUCCCUGCCAUCCUGGUACACAACAUUGUGAUCCUCAUGAGGACUUCUGUGAAGAUUUCGUACAUUGGCCACAUAUCCCAGAGUACCCUAGAGACACAACACUACGUGGAUUGUGGGGAGAACUCUACAGCUGUUCAGAGCCUGGUCCCGGUUCCCCAGGGGCCACACCUGUAGAAGGAAGUCUAGCAUCUGUUCCUGUGGCUAGCCCAGCAUCUGUAUGAUAUAAGUGGAGGAGGAGGAGGCUGCUGCUCUCUCAACCCACAGGAAACAUCUUCCUGCACUUAGGGGAAAGGCGCCUUUCUAACAGAACCACGGGCUGCCCAGUGCCUGCUCUGUGCCUGGCAAACAGUUAGCACUCAACCUCAGGUUGAAGAAUUGAGUUCAGAUUCUUUGGCUGCUCUUGAGUCAUUAUAAGUUGAGAUGAACCGGGGUUCCAGGUUUUCAGAGCAGAGUAACUAGAAGGUAGGAUGCUAGUGCCGCUGGACCUGUGUGGAGUGAGUGAGAGAAGCACCAGCAGGACAGGGUGUUUAGGACACGAGCCCCUCAGUGGCUGCUUUUGCCUCUGCUCCCUAAUACCCGACCCCCCGGCUUUCUGGAAAGGUUUUGGCAUCUCUUUUCCUUCCCCAUACAAAGUGAUUACAGUUUCCCUCCAAGGGUCUAUUGAAGGGCUUGACGGAGCUUUGAUCCACUGGCUGGAUAUAGAUCGGGAAUUUGAUAGAAAAAUAAACCCUGCUUUUGAUUGAUC
Molecule: messenger RNA, 1718 nt
Organism: Arvicanthis niloticus (Nile rat)
Lineage: Eukaryota; Metazoa; Chordata; Mammalia; Rodentia; Muridae
Gene: Tmem106c
Product: transmembrane protein 106C
Source: RefSeq, a predicted model, not a curated record